Molecule: messenger RNA, 588 nt
Organism: Spirodela intermedia
Lineage: Eukaryota; Viridiplantae; Streptophyta; Magnoliopsida; Alismatales; Araceae
Source: the annotation of a GenBank genome assembly
AUGCGACUCUCCAGGCAGAGACUGAAAAUGGGUGGUUUCCAUGUCAUAUCAUUUGCUUCCCUAUGUUUACUUCUUUCUCUUUGGUCCUUGCUGCUCCUGCUGAAUGCACACCUUCCCGACUUACCACCUGGGCCGUACAAGCUAUUGAGGACUGAAGAGACCAAGGAUGUACAGUUAGGGAAGCUGGGGGAGAUGAUGAUCUCGAUGCUGCCAGAUGACCUCCCGUUUACCUUAUUCGUCCCCUCAGAAAGUGCCUUCCAAGGCGUUCUUCAGCUGAAUUCCAGUGACAGCCUUCUUGACCAGAAGGUUAACGAAACCUUUGCGAUUCUUUCUCGUGUUAUGGGGUUCUCCACCGUCCCUCUGCGUUUGGCUUCAAGAGAAGUGCCCACAAGGAAGGAGGUACUGCUCGAUUCCGUGUCUGGGUUCAGGUUACAUGCCCACAGACGCCCAGACGGAGCCCUCAUCGUCAACAACGUUCGUGCUGAGCUAGCAGACAUCACCAGGGGUGAGAUCAUGAUUCACAUCAUGAGCGGUGUGCUCAUGGAUGCCGAGUUUGAACAAUCAUUCCGUCCUGAUUAUGAAGACUAG